Salarias fasciatus (jewelled blenny) is the source of this 519-nucleotide messenger RNA. RefSeq names its product zinc finger protein 239-like. The record is from RefSeq and is a predicted model, not a curated record. Gene Ontology annotation, cellular component: nucleus. NCBI's taxonomy places the organism in Eukaryota, Metazoa, Chordata, Actinopteri, Blenniiformes, Blenniidae. The transcript has 2 exons. The annotation marks the transcript as partial. Gene Ontology annotation, molecular function: DNA-binding transcription factor activity, RNA polymerase II-specific; RNA polymerase II transcription regulatory region sequence-specific DNA binding. Gene Ontology annotation, biological process: embryo development; regulation of transcription by RNA polymerase II.
AUGGUCACUGAUGAGAAGAUACUUUGUGAAACAUGUGGCAAAAGUUUCAGUCAACGGAGUUAUUUGUUGCGACACAAUAGAAUUCAUACAGGUGAGAAACCAUAUUCUUGUGAAACAUGUGGCAAAAGUUUCAUUCAACGGAGUUCUUUGUUGGUCCACAAGAGAACUCACACAGGUGAGAAACCAUAUUCUUGUGAAACAUGUGGCAAAAGUUUCAGUCAACAGAGUAAUUUGUUGAUCCACAAGAGAACUCACACAGGUGAGAAGCCUUAUUUUUGUGGAAUAUGUGGCAAAGGUUUCAGUCAACGGAAUGAUUUGUUGAUCCACAAGAGAACUCACACAGGUGAGAAGCCUCAUUCUUGUGAAACAUGUGGCAAAAGUUUCAGUCAACAGACUUAUUUGUUGCGACACAUGAAAAUUCACACAGGUGAGAAGCCUCAUUCUUGUGAAACAUGUGGCAAAAGUUUCAAUCAACAGAGUGCAUUGUGGGCCCACAAGAAAACUCACACAGGUGAGAAG